This is a messenger RNA of Gongylonema pulchrum, 486 nucleotides long. NCBI's taxonomy places the organism in Eukaryota, Metazoa, Nematoda, Chromadorea, Rhabditida, Gongylonematidae. The record is from the annotation of a GenBank genome assembly.
AUGGCGGGCAUUUCGGAGGAUGAGCGUGUCUUGGAGCGUGCGCAUCGCAUGUGCGAAUUGGCCGUGUCACGAAAGGGGUCAUUUUUGCAUCGAUUGAGCAAAUUUCUUGUCGCAGUUGUGAAAUCGAAAAAAAGCACUUGCUCGGAAGUGCUUCGCUCGGCAGCAAUAUUAGCUUUAUCAAAAUUCAUGCUUUUAAGCAUGAAGACAUGUUUGCGCUAUAUGCCGUUGUUUUUGGAUUGCUUCAAGAAUUCGCCAAGUUCGGAAUGCCGUAGCAAUUUAAUGGUUGCAGUUGGUGAUUUGUGUUUCCGCUUUCCGAACGUGAUUGAGAAAUACAGUGAGGAUCUCUACCAUGGGAUCAAUGAUAAGGAUGAUUAUGUACGACAAACUUGUAUUAUCGUAAUGUCGUAUCUGAUGCUCAACGAUAUGGUUAAAGUGCGUGGUACGAUUGCCGAUCUUGCCCAGUGCACUAUUGAUAGCAAUGUCAAU